ACCUGUCGAGCUCAGCUCAGCUCAGCAAACCACAGCCUCGCAGCCCUCGUCCCCCUGCACCGCAGCAACGCACAAAACCUUUGCUAGGAGAAACAGCAGCUGCGCCUACGCACCAUGGCCGCGUCUGUCCCCUGCGCCGGCUUCUUCUUCGACGCCGAGCCGGCCGGCGAGCCCAGCGCGCCGGCGCUGGACGCGUGCGCGCUGUGCGCCCAGCCGCUGGGGCGCGACAGCGACAUCUUCAUGUACAGAGGGGACACCCCCUUCUGCAGCGAGGACUGCCGCCACGAGCAGAUGCAGCUCGACGCCGUCAGCGCCAGGCGGGCCGCCAGGUCCGCCGGUCGGAGGCACCAGCAGUAUUCGUCGUCAGGAACGGACUCUCCUCGUAGGGGCCAGGAGUCCAGGAAGGUGUCCGUGGCGAGUUGACCGGCCAGAAGGAGCCUGGCUUGUGACUGAGCUGUUUGAUUCGUGCCAAGAAGAUUCGGAGAUCCGCUGAUCCGAUGGGGCAAAAGAUGGCCAGAAGUUCCAUUUCUCAGUCACGAUUCGUCGGGCUUGAGCAACGCGAUGACGCCUGUCAGAGCCGGAGAAGGGUCGUAAAAGUUCCAACUCUGCUUGGAUGAGACUCCGCCAUCUGAGCCGCCCACUGGCCACUAUGCAGUGGUAUUGCAAUAGUCGCUUUUGUGGGCGUUUGAGCCACAACGUAACACCACCGUGUACCUGUAAACACUGUUCACCGAGCAAAUUUUGAGGGAAACGAAACAAUCUCUGCGGAGAGCAACCAGUCUUGUCUGACGAAUAAUAGCCAUGAUAUGGCAUAUACUAUUUUACUGA
Setaria italica (foxtail millet) is the source of this 828-nucleotide messenger RNA. RefSeq lists its product as uncharacterized. Bases 115 to 423 code for a protein of 102 amino acids. The transcript has a single exon. The record is from RefSeq and is a predicted model, not a curated record. Lineage: Eukaryota; Viridiplantae; Streptophyta; Magnoliopsida; Poales; Poaceae.